AUGAAGAAUUCUUGGGGUGCGAUCGCGGUGGCUGUUUCGACUUUGUUAUUUUCUGUCACGGUGAUUGCAGCGUCGGCGGAAGACUGGACAAACAGGUCUAUUUAUCAAGUAGUCACCGACCGAUUCGCUUUGGGAAAUGGAUCAUCGCCGAGAUGUGCCACUAACGAAAGGAAAUACUGCGGUGGCAACUGGCAAGGAAUCAUCAGCAAACUGGAUUACAUUCAGGGAAUGGGCUUUGACGCUAUAUGGAUCUCGCCUGUUGUUGAAAACAUCGAAGGAACGACGAUAGGAGGAGAAGCUUAUCAUGGGUAUUGGGCGCAAAAUAUCAACUCGCUCAAUGCUAAUUUUGGUUCUGAUGAUGAUUUGAAAAGCUUAAGUUCUGCUCUCCAUGAACGAGGGAUGUAUCUCAUGGUGGAUAUCGUCGUGAACCAUCUCGUGGCAAUACCUACUAACACAUCCAGUGUAUGGCCCGAAACCUUUGACUACUCUCUUCUGCAACCCUUUGGUGGACCACACUCGUUCCAUCCUCAAUGCUUCAUAUCCAACUACGGCAAUCAGACCGAUGUCGAAAAAUGCUGGUUAGGUGACGCCAGUAUACCCCUUCUUGAUAUCGAUACCGAAAACAACACUGUGGUAGAUAUGAUGUACAGCUGGGUCAAAAAUCUAGUAUCAAAUUACGACAUCGAUGGACUUCGGGUGGACACGGUCAAACACGUUCGCCAGGACUUCUGGCCCGAUUUUGCGUCGAAUGCAGGGGUGUAUACUGUGGGCGAGGUUUUCACCGGCAAUGUCAGUUACGUUGCUUCAUACACUGAGGGUCUUGAUAGUGUUCUCGACUAUCCGACCUACUUUGCCGUCUACGACGCCUUCAACAACGGCACCUUCGGCAACAUGACCGUCAUUGCAGACGUAGUCACUCAGGCUCAAGAUCAAUACAAUCAUGGUACUUUCUACGUUGGUUCUUUCGUCGAAAAUCAAGACAAUCCCAGAAUUCAGUCCACUGUUUCUGACCAAUCGGUCGUAAAAAACUUCAUCACUUGGCCUUUCAUCAAUGACGGUAUCCCUAUACUUUAUUAUGGUCAAGAGCAAGGGUACCAAGGAGCCAACGAUCCCGCCAAUCGAGAAGCUCUUUGGCUAUCGGGCUUCAGCACUGAAGAUAAACCUCUUCUCACCCAUGUUCAAGCCCUUAACUCCGCACGAAAACAAGCUAUAUCAUACAAUUCGUCCUUCCUCACAACCAAGGCCUCCUUCAUUUCGCAGUCUUCCAUUUCCACACUAGCUAUAUCUAAACCGCCUUUGCUCACUCUCCUUACAAACGGAGGCAACUCGUCCAAUGCAACAUGGAUUAUUCCUAGCACAGCGGGUUUAUACAGCCCAAACGAAACCCUUGUAGAUGUCUUAUCGUGUGAUUCUGUGAUGAUGGGCUCGGACGGUAGCUUGACUGUCGUAGCGACUAAUGGUCUACCCAAAGUUCUAAUGCCUGAAGAGGCAUUGAAUUCAUCUGGGCCAUUGUGCGGUUCUGGAUCCCAGGGGUCGUCAGCGUCUGUAGGGCCGAAUGGGUCGUCAGCGUCUGCAGGGUCGAAUGGAUCGUCAAGCCCUGUGGGAUUAAAGGGUAUAAAUGGGGGGAUUGUGAUUGCAAUCAUGAGCAUAGUCUUUACCGGAAUCGUGUCGGGGAUGUUGAUAGUGUAA
Molecule: messenger RNA, 1689 nt
Organism: Lentinula edodes (shiitake mushroom)
Lineage: Eukaryota; Fungi; Basidiomycota; Agaricomycetes; Agaricales; Omphalotaceae
Product: glycoside hydrolase family 13 protein
Exons: 7
Coding region: 1-1689 (562 amino acids)
Biological process (GO): carbohydrate catabolic process
Molecular function (GO): alpha-amylase activity; calcium ion binding
Source: RefSeq, a predicted model, not a curated record